GGUGAGAGGAAGAUGAGUAGUGGUGAAGCUCCUCCCACCGUCACCAUGGCUCUGCUCAACCCCCAGACCCCCUCAGCCUCUGCUGACACCAAACAGUCAUCCACUCAGCAGCUCUCCAUCAGUGUGUGAGUAACUCUGGAGUAAUACACGAGUAACAAAGUACAUACGUAACCUCUGCUGACACCACUCUGUCCUCUACACAGCAGCUAUCCACCAGCGUGUGAGUAACACUGGAGAAACGUAGUAGUAACAUAGUAGUAACUCUGGAGUAAUACAGUAGUAACAUGGUAGUAACAACCUACGCUGAUACAAAGCAGUCCGCCACCUAGCAACUCCAUCAGAGUUUGACUAACACUGGACUAACACUGGAGUAGUAACAUAGUGGUAGCCUUGGAGAAACACUGCAGGAAAACAGUACUAACCAAAGUAGUAACUCCAGAAUGGUGUAGCGUAACACCGGAGUAACAGUAGAGUAACAGCGGAGUAACCGUGGUGCAACACAAUUUUUAGUUGUUGUUGUAUUUUACCCCAUUUUUUUCUCCCCAAUUUCGAUCUUGUCUCAUCGCUGCAACGGGCUCGGGAGGCGAAGGUCGAGUCAUGUGUCCUCGAAACACGACCCGCCAAACCGCGCUUCUUAACACCCGCCCGCACCAAUGUGUCGGAGGAAACACUGUUCACCUGACGACCGAGGUCAGCCUGCAGGCGCCCGGCCCGCCACAAGGAGUCGCUAGAGCGCGAUGAGCCAAGUAAAGCUCCCCCGGCCAAACCCUCCCCUAACCCGGACGACGAUGGGCCAAUUGUGCUCCACCCUAUGGGGCUCCCGAUCACGGCCGGUUGUGAUACAGCCCGGGAUCGAACCCGGGUCUGUAGUGACGACCUCUAGCACUGCGAUGCAGUGCCUUAGACUGCUGCGCCACUCGGGAGGCGCGGUGCAACACUAUUAAUCAUACAGGACCUAGAAAGGUCCUGAGCCACCAUUUUUAAAAACAUGAGAUGAUAUGGAAUUUGUCAUCUAUGUGUGAGAUUGUGGUAACCUAACAUGUAAUCUGUUCUUCAGGUGUGCUGCUCUGUACUCCUACAAGCCCCGUCGUUCUGAGGAACUGGAGCUGAGGAAGGGGGAGAUGGUGGGGGUGUAUGGGAAGUUUAAGGAGGGCUGGCUCCGAGGCCUCUCUCUACGGACGGGCAAAGUGGGCAUCCUGCCCGGCAACUACGUCACACCUGUCCUCAGGUAAGCGGGAGAGCUAUUUCUGACGGUUUUAUUAAGCGGACCGUGAGAAACGAGUGACAAUUGUAAUUUGGAUUGUAAUGUUGUGGUUAAUAUAAUCAUUGGAAGGAUCAGCCUUUCUGUUAGCUGAUGUGGGGUCAUCAGUGACAGUACUUUCCUAAAGUGGUUCCAUCUUUUUGACUUUCAUUUGUGUCAUCGACACCUCAUUUAUUGAUUUUGACACCAAUAUCUAUCUAUUCCCUGCCUGCCACAGAACCUCUGCCAGGCUGUUGGAGUCCAAGGCAGUGACAACAGGCCUUGGUACAGUCCCUGGAAAAAGAACCUCCUCGUCCUCCAAGACCCCAGCGGUGGUCCUAGCUCUCGACAGGGUCAACUCAGAUGGAACUAGCUACUCUACUGGACAACGGGUUCCGCAGCAGUCCGCAUCCAUGGCCACGCAGCCUAUGAUGUCAUCAGGCGGCGCCGCGAGACAGUCCCUGCACGGGGUGGGCUCAGAGGGAUGGGACACAGUGAGGAGGGUCUUCCAUCGUUCACACAGAGGUGAGAGUGAAGGAAGUUUGUAACUCUGUUGGGUUUCCACAGUUCCAUUGUGCUGUAUUCUUAGUCUCAACCAUGUUAUUAUCCUAACAUUAUGCAGUAUUGACCAGUCAGAGAUAGUAAACCUGUAAAGAAGGCUUCUCUAUUGUAGUUUAUAUGUCUGAUCAUCACAAUAUGGAACCAAGAAGUGCAGUGGAAAUUAGAUUGAUUUGAUUUCACAAGGAUCCAUUUUGACUCUCCUCUCAGGCUCAUCUCAGCGGGGAAACCACUACCCCCACACCACCAUCUCAUCCAGCUCAGCCCUUCAAUCCCAGACCCACAGUCAGAGUUCAUCCCAGAGCUCGUCCAAGAACUCACCCCAGUUCGGUAACCACUACCCCCACACCACCAGCGCCACCUCAGGCCUUCAGCCCCAUUCUCAGUCCCAUUCUCACAGCCAGAACUUUAGCCACAUCCAGGCCCCUGGCUACUCCCCUGCUCUGCUCAGGAAGAAACAACACAUGACCAUCCUUCCCAAUCACAACAGAUCUCUGGCCUGGAUGUCUGAGGGACCGGCGCCCUCUAGUGGUGGUUUUAUGAAGGACAGAGACACCGCUGCCAGAGAGGCAUUUGAUAGGCAGGUGUUGGAGACAAGGCAAGCAGCAUCGAAUGGUCAGCACUCCAUCCACUCCAUCCUAGUGAGACCAGAUGCCCUCAAGAACAACACAGAGAAGGUAACACACACACACACCUGCCUUCUAGAUCUUAUUAAGUAGCUUGAAGGGAUAGUUGACUGGCUUCAUGUCUACUUUGACUUCUAUUUCAGUUUGUCUUUAUUGUGAAAUUCUCUCUUACCAUGAACUCUUUCACGUAGCACAUGCUGACUGCCACUGUCUGCUAUAUCCAGCAUCAAUCAUAUUUAUUCUUAUUCCCCUGCUGUAUCAUAAUGUCAACAUUGUUAGUGUAUGUGUUGUAUCCCUCAGCCCACCAAGUCAGUGCGGUUCCUGACCCAGCCUGAUUCCCCUCCACCACGGUCCAGGACCACAUCCCUGCCCUCGGGUAGCCAGCCCCCCUACAGUACCCGGCCUGGUCCACCUCCCCUGGAGGUCUGGGCUCCAUCACUCACCCUGGGGCGAGACGGGCCUGGGAUCAUACUGAAAGAAGGCAAGGCUCCUGUUCUUAGGAAAGGUCUGGAGACAAACCCCUCAGAUGUUCUGACUUCCAAUCAGAAGCCUUCAUCUUUAUCAUCAUCAGCACCAUCAGCGUCAAUACAGUCCAGCAGUCCUAGCAGGUAGGCAGCUGUGAUCUGUGAUGAGAUUAACCAGCACCUCCUCUUUCACAAACUGACCUGCUUUGUGUCUGGCUUCAGGAAGUAGGAUUUCUGUGGCUCACUUGCAUCGCAAGGGUCGGGAGUUCGAUUCCCGCUGGGGCCAACCCAUACGUAAAAUGUAUGCAUGCUUGACUGUAAGUCACUUUGUAUAAAAGCGUCUGCUAAAUGGCAUAUUAUUAUGUUAUGUGUUAGAUAGAAAAUCUCUUUCUUUAUUUAUUCCACUCAUUCCCCUUUCUCUGUCCCCCUCAGACACAGAGUAGCGACAUCCUACCAGGCCCAGACGGAGUCAGAGAUGAGCCUGAUGCAGGGUGAGCCUGUCCUGCUCCACAGACAUCGGCCCGACGGACGGGUUCUGCUCACCCAGGAGAGCAGUGGCCACACGGGCCUCUUCCAUAGCAGUGUUCUACAGUUCUUAGAC
Coregonus sp. 'balchen' is the source of this 3489-nucleotide messenger RNA. The record is from the annotation of a GenBank genome assembly. NCBI's taxonomy places the organism in Eukaryota, Metazoa, Chordata, Actinopteri, Salmoniformes, Salmonidae.